CAUUGUUAAAAAAAAAUGUGUAGAGCAUUUAGUUUAGACAUAUAAAGUAAUAGAAUAACACAAAAAAUCGUGAUAAAAAAUCAUUUAUAGUUUUGUGAGUUAUAGAUGGAAAUAGAUAGACUAUCUUUUCAAACAUGACUGUGAAGUGAAAUGUUAUCACAUCAAAAAAUUGGGCAUUUUUAGAGUGAUCCUUUGCUAUCAAUUAUUACCACCAAUUUCAUUCUUUUUGAUUAACUCCUUUCAUUCUCCCUUUUAAAUGUAACUUUAUUCUACAACUUCUUUUGAGUGAUGUGACAGCAAUACUUCAUUUCUAGGAAUUUUAAAAAUGAAAUUCGCGGGGCUUCGUUAGCGUUGUUCAUAGUUUUGCUGUGUGGUGCGGGGGUGCGGUGGGUUUCUUCCUGUAGUUGGUCAAAAGAAAGAGUGAAGUGUCGAGAACUAUAGCUGCGAAUGUCUCAAUGUAACGAAAAUGGUGAAGUGUGUGAAAAAGUGUAAGAACUUGGAUAACUCGGACCAUGACAGAGGCGUCGGAGGAUGGUAAUUAUUUGGUGAGGGUACGGGCACAGGUAAUGACACGGGAUGACAGUUCCGGAGGUUGGGUACCCUUGGGCGGUGGAGGUUUGGCAAAUGUUUCAGUGAGACGAAGACUUAUUCCUGGUGGUGGACAUCAAUUAAAUACAACAAAUGGCACCAGUAUAUCAACAACUACUAUCACCUCAACACCUUCAACAACUAAUUCUACGCAAACAACAACAAAUACGAACACCAAUAGCCAGGGUCAUGCAUCGUCUGGUGCCUCACCACCUGGUGCACCGAAAAGAAAACACGAAUACCUCAUAUUUGGAAAACGAAUUACAGAUCAGUCGGUGGUUCUUAGCUGUACUAUAAAGAAAGAUUUUGAAUAUAACAAAGUCAUGCCUACAUUUCAUCAUUGGCGUACAGGAGAGAAGAAAUUUGGACUGACAUUUCAAACUGCUGCAGAUGCACGUGCUUUUGAUAAAGGAGUACGUACUGCAGUUGAAGAACUUUUAGAAGGUCUUGCUGAAACGACAUUAAAUGAUGAUCUAACAGGCGUUGCGGAGGAUGAUGUUUUUAUGACACUUAAUCUACCAGUUGAUCCCACCGAUCAAAGGCAAACAUCAGACACAUGUGGAAUAGUAAGAAGGACAAAUUAUCAAUCACAUUGUUCAGAUUUAUCAGAAUCGCAUCGAUCUAUACCUUAUAUUAGUGAAACAUCAAUGAAAGUGCCACUAUCACAUCAUCCUUUAGAGUCAGCGGCCGAUACAACGUCUGAUAAUUAUCCAUACGUACAGUUAACGACAUUAAAUCAUGAAUAUUUAUAUCCUGUGAUUGAUGAUCAUAAAACAGAUCGACUCGAUCGACGUAAUUCAACGAGUUCAUUGAAGAAGCCCGAUAUUAUUGUUUCGCAACCUACGAAAAAUACGGCAAAACGUAAUAUUCGCUUUCGAUGUAAACAUUGCCAAGAAUUAUAUUCGGAACAACAUAAUCCACGUGGAUCAUGUGAAUAUGCACCAGAUCCAAUUAGACGUGGAAUUUCUUCCGUAUCCUGUCUUUCCUGUGCACAAUGUAUGCUCUAUCAUUGUAUGAGUGACGCCGAAGGUGAUUUUGCCCAAAAUCCGUGCAGUUGUAGCACGGAAGAAGGAUGUGGACGCCGAUGGCUCGGCUUAGCUUUACUUUCGUUGAUUGUUCCUUGCUUAUGGAUUUAUCCUCCAUUAAGAGCUGUACAUUGGUGUGGAAUGUCCUGUGGAAUUUGUGGCGGUCGUCAUCAUCCAAUGGAAUAACUGGAGGAGCCCUUUGAUAUCUCUGGACCGUUUUUAGUUGAAUCAUCGCGUUAUAAUUCAUCGCGUACAACCGUAGCAAAUGUCUACGAAUGUCAUGAUUUAAAUUUGGGACGAUGUCAGAGAUACCAAAGGGGCAGGCUUAUUCAUCAACGUCAUCACUAAAAAGGUGACUUAUAAUUAUUUUAUUUUUUAUUUUUUUUUUUGCAAAAAAGAGAUAAAAGAACCCCUCCCUGAAAGCACAACCCGCGAACGCAUUUAAUUCUUUUUUCACAAAAUUUAAAUGUUCCAUAAGUUUUGUGUCAUUUGUUAGCUUACGUCGAUGUACUUGAUGAAAGAGACGCAAAGGAAAAAAAAAAUCCCCAUCCUCCUCGAGUAUAUAAUAAUACUUGAUUCGUUAGUAUUAUGAAAAUGCUAGCAGUGUUCGAAUCAAAGGAGAAAAACUCAAGGAAAGUAACAAGUUAAGUUUUUUUUCUUGUAAAAAUUUUAUUCUUAACGUUGAUCGUUUUUGUAAUGAUUCGUAUUUUUUUUUUUAAAAUAACUGUGAUUUUUUUAAAUUGCAUUUUUGUCUUGAUUCGAUCACUGCUGUGAAAGUAAAUCAAGAAGUUGAUUUUGUUGUUUUCCAAAGUUUUUUUUUUCUUUUAUAUAAAUAUCAUUAUUCAAUGAUUUUUCUCGAAAAUGGAAAAAAAAGAAAAUAUUUCGUGAGAAUUUUCUUGAAACUUGAUCUGCUUGCUUAGUUAGUCUCUCGUCAUUAGAAAUAUUAGGUUUCAUUAACGUGGUCAAAGAGCUAAACGAGCAGACCGAACUGACAUAUAAUGCACUUACUCUUUAUUAUUAUUAAUCAAGAGCACUGCCUCAAGUUAUUGCGCGGAAAUUUUGCGAUGAUGAAAAAAAAAAAAAAAAAUUAAGAAAAGUGCCGAAACAAAGUCUCGAUUCGUUUUUUUUCUAUUAUUUAGUUUUUUUAAGUAUGUAACAAUUUUCGACGAGACUUUGUUUCAUAUAUAGGACAAUUUUUUUUGUUUUUGAGGCAUUACUCUACCGAGAAGUACUUCCUUUUUGCGAAUUUUCACAUUUUUUGACAAUCGAUUAUUUCUCAAAGCACAAGCAUUUUAUAAUAUGCGAUUUUUUUUUCAUUUUUUUUUUUUAUAAAUAAGUCUUCGUUUACCUUGUGUACACAUUAAUCCUAGUAAACUUGGAUAGUAAUGAGUACUGCUUGUAUAAAAUCAAAGGAUUGGAGCUGCAGUGCCAAAAUAUUUUUGCAACGAAUUUUAAUUUAGACUAAAUCGCGUAAUUGGAAUUGUUUUCCGUCGUAAUGUACAGUAUUAACGUUUAAAAUACGAGUUGCAAAUAUUGAUAAACAGAUGGCUUAACUGACAACCAUUUCCCAUUUUUAAAUUUCAAUUGCUUUCUUUAGAUCAAAGUCAUUUUGAGCUGAAAACUUUUAAGGUUUUUAUAACAAAAAUUAAUUUUUGUUUAUUUUUUAGUUAAAAAAGUCUUUUUAAAAAACAGAUAACAAUUGUUUUAUGACUAAUUUUUAUCACGUGAAUUUUAAUUUGUAAAAUAAAAUUUUAAUUUAACAUUUUUUUUUUUUUUGAUUUUAAAUUAAAAUGUCUAAUAAAAUUAAAUCAAAUAGUUUUUAAAAGAUAUAUUUUCAACUAAAUAGUUAAAAAAUAAGUUUUAAUGAAAGAAUUUAACAUUGUUUUUAAGUUUUGUCUUAUGAAUCCGUUAAGUUUAGUUUUUUUUUUUUUUUGGCGCGAUAUUGAAAUAAUGGAGAAAAUUUUUUCUGUGUUCUAUUUUAAAUAACAAAUUAUUUCGCUCUCAAGACUUUUUUAUUUCCUAGAUAAAUGGGCUAGGUUCUGCUGUACGUUUCUAGUCUACUAAUAAGAUUUUUCGCUUUAGCCUACAGAAGAACUCAAGGCUGAAGUUUCGCCAUCUUUGUAUUCUUAUUUUAUAGUUAGAUAAUUUAAAAAAAAACAAAAAUUUCACGCGUGAAAUGCACUUAAAUAAAAAAAAAAACGUCACCGAGCUGUAGAUUCUAAAACUGUGACCACAAUUCAAUAUUUAUAAUAUAUUCACAUCACAGUCUCAAAAAUUCACUUCAAAAUGCUUGACAAAAAUAAAAAUAAAGCCUGAGCUUUUUUCUUUUAGUAGAAAUUAAAUUAAAAUUUAGAUAUUUUUUAUUUUGCAAUUGUUUAUAAAUUUUGCUGUAUUAUAUUAUAAACUGUCUAUCUAAAUUGUAAAUUUUGUAAAUUUACAUUUUACAUUUAAUACAAAAUUGUAAAUUUUAAAAAUAAUAAUCAAUUAAUUUAAAUACAAUUCAAAUAUAUAAAGUUUACUAUUUUUACUGUACAAACUUUUCGCGAAAAGAAUAUUAUUGUAAAACAUUUUUUUAAAGAAAUGUUUUCAAAAGAAUUGUGAUCACAAUGUAAUGGAAAAAAAAAACUCCAAUGCUUUUUUUUGGAAUUGAAUUAAUCCUCAUUUUUUUGAUGGAAAUUAUUUUUGAAUUAGUAUAAUAAUAUUCUAAAUUCACAAUGAAGGAAUGUUUGGAAAAAAAAACUAAAUGUGCGACCAAAGAAAGACACAAAUUGUUUCUCGACUGUUGAUUUGCAAUUGUUAAUUAAAAAAAAAGAAAAUCAGAAAAAAAUGAAGCGAGCGCACUUUGCUUUCAUUGGUUGUGCAGCGGUGCAAGUCAUACUUACAUUAACUUUAGAGCAUUAACGAGUGGAAGGAAUUCUCGAGUGUUGAUGCAAAAGAAAAAAAGGCUUUUUUAGAUGAAUAUUAGUGUAUUCAAUUUUUGUAUUGACUUUUUUACAGUUUUGUAUUUUUCAAAAGACGCCAGUAUCCUCUUACGGGCUCAGAAGGGAAUACUGCUCGUCUUUUGCAAUUAGGAUAGCACGUAUAUAGAGAUAUAUAUAUAUAAAAAAAAAAAAAAAUUAUUUUGUACACUCGUGUGCACAGUGUUAAUGAAAAAGUUCACUGAGAAAUGAAUCAAGUCUCGUUUCAUAAGGGGGAAGAAAAAAAUGUUUGAAGCGAUUGACUAAUUUAAUAAGUAUUAACUUUGAUAAGAGCGAUUGCAAAUCAUGAAUGCAAUUCGGUUUUUCCUUUUUUUCUCAACUUAAACUCAGGUUGCUCUCAACGACAAGUAUAUAAUAUUAAAAUUACGUUUCUCUUCUUCUCUAUGCCAUUGAUUGUAUAAUUUUGACUGAUUGUCGAUAUGACACGAUGCGUAUCAUGACAAAAUAUAAAAUUUCAUUAUUCCGUCGAAAAGCGUUUUUUUUUUUAUAAAAAUAAAAAUUAUUCUUUCGCCCUGGUCGGGGAAAUUGAAAUAUAAAAAUCGAUUACCCCGACUAGAGCCAAUUUCGAGAUCUAUCAUCGAAUUUUCGUUUUCUAAAUUAUAAUAAUAAUAAUAGAUCCUGAUUAAAAUAAUUUCGAAUUUGGCAUUUGUGUACGGGAUCAUGUAAAUAAAUAUUAUUUACUGCCAUAACUAAUAUUUAGUUUAGAUAUGUCGAUGGUAGUCGCUUUACCAGAAGGUUUUGUUUUCAAGUAUUGCAUUGGCACGCAAAAUAGCACACGCUUGGUGUACAUGAUGAAUGUACCAUAAUAAUAAUUGUUGACAUCUUUAGUUACGAACAAACAAGUACAAAAAAUAAAAUAAACAAACAAAACUAUUUUCCCAAUAACGCAGUUGUGAUGUCUCUUACCAAAUGAGAAUACGCAAGUAAUCAACUUGAAAGGUGCAGCACUGCGAGUAUAUGCGAUGAGAGAAUGAUUCUGGAUGGAUGAUUGUAAAUUAAUUUAAGUUGCUUCGAUUCAAGAAUGUUUGUGAGUCGAGAGUGAAUGUGAAUUAAAAAAAAAAAUGCAAUGUGUCUAUAAUUAUAUUUUGAUCGACACGGAAAUUAUAUAUAUAUAUAUAUAAAUAUUAUAGUGCAUGCAAAAAAAAAAACCGUGACGAUUAAAACAAAAAAAAAAAUAAUUUUGACGACGAUAAUAAUUAUUGACACACAAUUAAAUAAUACAUGUAUAAAAUAAUAAUAUUACACGAAGAAACAAAAAAAUAAAUAAAUCUUCCCUUAAAAAACGAAAAGUCCCGAUAUUUGGGAAGUAAAUUCACCUGCCAAAAUUCUACACAAUUUUCAAUGUUUUAUUUGGCAGGAAUUUAACAGGGAAGGCCCAAAUAAAUAAACAAAGAAACAAAUAAAUAAAAAAAAAAGAUUAGAAACUCGUUAUUAUUCUCUACUUGCAAAGCAAAUGGGACGCUUUUGCAAGAAUGACGAGUAAAAUUUUAAUCCACAAAGUACAUUAUAUCAUAAAUGUCUAAAAACUUGUAUCAUUGUAAUUAAAAAAAAAAAAAUAUGUACCAUAAUCCUGAUGUAUGAAAAAAAAAAAUAAAUAUAUUAAGACAUUA
Leptopilina boulardi is the source of this 6201-nucleotide messenger RNA. It is a transcript of the gene Spred, whose product is annotated as sprouty-related, EVH1 domain-containing protein 3. Lineage: Eukaryota; Metazoa; Arthropoda; Insecta; Hymenoptera; Figitidae. Gene Ontology annotation, biological process: negative regulation of MAPK cascade; multicellular organism development. The record is from RefSeq and is a predicted model, not a curated record. The transcript has 6 exons. Gene Ontology annotation, cellular component: membrane. Bases 513 to 1799 code for a protein of 428 amino acids. Gene Ontology annotation, molecular function: protein kinase binding.